AUGAGUGCUGAAGCCGAGUACCCAGAUCCCCUCGGAGGUGCCAACACGUCUUCUGAUGGGUCUUGGCAGCAGGUUCCUCUGCAGGCCAUUCCGACCAGCCCCGUCUCUCCAGAUGAACCUCACGGGGGCUCAGCUGACCAGGAGCCGAUGGGGGCUUUGUCGAGUGGCCCAGCCGAGGGUGAUGAGCUGACCGGGGAACAGCUGGGGAGUUUGAUGUCUCGUGAAGACUCCCUGCCCGCCCAUGACGAUGACCCAACUGCGAGCCACUUGGAGCAGCAGCUCGCCGACUUUGCUAGCUUUGGCAACGGCGCUGGCGACUGGCAUGCCAUGAACUCGAGUUUGGUUCUUGCCAGAAACCUUGUGGGCUCUGCAGGGUCACUGGUGGAGGAGGCCAUACUGACCUCGACCAUCGAGGACACCUUCUCUGGCAAGGCUGCUAGCACUUUGCUCAAGCGGGCCUCGGACUUCUCAAGGUUUGCCAAAUCGAUCGUGGCCGGCAAAGGGCGCCCUCUGGCGCCUUCCGAGGGUGAGCUGUACGCAUAUAUGCUGCACCUGCGCCGAACCAAAGCCGGAGCCACAGCGGGAGAGUCCUUUCUAAAGUCCUAUCGGUUCUUCAUGCAUCUGACCGGGGCUGUUCAGAAUGCUCGGAUCUCGCCCCGAGUGCAGGGGGCGGCAAAGGCGAUGGCCAUGGUCAAGAGGCCGCUCUGGCAGGCACCGCCCCUACCCGAGGAGGCGGUACGACUUCUUGAGGAGUUCGUCCACGAGACCGAGGACUGUGCAAGGGCCAGCAUAGCGGGGUUCAUGCUCUUUUGCAUCUACUCCUCUGCGCGCUGGUCGGAUGCGGCCCGUGGGACGUCCAUGGUCAUGAAUGUGGCGGGCAACGGUUUGGUUCUGCUGGAGUGCUCCACAAAGCAUUAUAAGACCAAGGCCAAGGACCGGAAGGACACUGUGCUCCCCCUCAUCGCUCUGGGCAGCGGCCUCACCCAGCCUUCUUGGGGGCGAGUCUGGAUGCGCAAGCGGGCCCUCGCGGGGCUGCAGAAUUCCUCAGUGAUCAUGCCGGCUAUGUCGCCGGGGGGCAACUUCCUCGAGAGAGCCAUGACUGCUGCCGAGGGCUCUCUAUGGCUUCGCGAACUCCUGCACCUGCAGGGCUUCACCGGUGACUUGGAGCGGUUCAGCUCCCACAGCUUGAAAGCAACCGCUUUGUCCUGGACGGCCAAGAGCGGUACCAUGACUUACGAGGAACGCCUUACUCAGGGACAUCACUGCAGCCCUAAGCACGGGAUGGCCCUCCUCUACUCGCGGGAUGCUCUCGCGGAGAUCAUCGUGAAGGUGGCCAAGGUCGUGAGUGCUGUGAGCCGGGGAGUGUUUAGUCCAGACCUUCCGAGGGCCGAGAGGGUCGCUAGGGCUCUGCAUGCAGAUCCCGCGGACUUUGAGCAUCUUCCCGAGACUACGGCCGAGGAUUUACCAGCUGGGGAGCCUCAGGAGGAGAAUAUCUCUGAGGCCGGUUCUGACAUAACCGACCUCGGCGAUCUCAACGAUGACCUAGGGGCUCCGGUUCCUGAGGAGGAAAGUCACAGCCAAUUUGCGCUUGAUGGGUCCGGAGGAGGACCCAUGGCUGGGCUUGAGUCGGCGCCCGCCUUCAUCGAUCGGGCAAAGCAGAUCGGCAUCAGCGAGGACCUCCUGGGCAAGCUCACAUCCAAGAACUUGGACACCUACGGCAAGCUCGCUUUCGUGUGUUCGAGCAAGCCUUCCAGCGGAGAUGACGCUCCCCUCUUCGAUGCGCUGAAGUUGACUAGGCUUAAGAGGCAGCGCAACGAGCUCAAAGGGUUGGAGCUCGACAUCCACACGGAGCCAGGCCAUGCCCUGGUUGACAGGGUCCAGGCCAUGCUUGAUUCAGCCCAAGUGAUUCACAUCUCCCCCGAGAAGUGCAUUUCCCGUCAUGACGAGAUCUUGGGAGAGAAGGCAGAGCCGAAGCUAGCACUGGGCGCCGAUGGGAACAUCAAAAUCACCAAGCAAGCCUCGAGCCUUCGGUGCGAGACCACCGGGGAACUUAAGCUGCGCCGCUGCUUCCUCCGUCGAGCUUUAGCCUUCGAUCAAGUGGGGUUGGCUUCGUUCACGGCUUUGGAGUCUUGGCAUAACCGGAUGUUCCAGGCCCUGCUUGAUGUGCCCCCGGCAGGUUAUCGCUACACUACUGUUCAGCAACUCCUCGCUGCAGACCAGAAGCUUUGGCAGGUGGUGGCCCAAGAGAGUCGCGGCGACAUCGCCAUUGGAGUCGGGGCCCCGGCCCCUUUGGACAAGCACAUCGCUGCCGCUGCUGCCAAUCAGUUCGUUCUGUCGUGCUUGACUCACCUGCCCAAGCCCGCUGAGAGUCCGAACCAGCCGUGGAAGCCUCCCAAAGGUCCUGACAAAGGCGAUCAGAAGGGCGAGAGGGGAGGCAAAGGCAAAGGUCGUGGAAAAGGGAAAACCUCUCACGGCCAGGCCCAAACCGAUGGGCCCCCGACGACUUCGUUAAAGGAGCUGCUUGAUUCCUUGCCCGAUGGGUGUGUCCGGGCCAACGAUGAAGGGCGUUUCAUCUGCCCGUUCUACAACAAGGGCAUCUGCAGGUUCCAGAAGCGCAAGUCUUGCCGCUUCGGAAAGCACAUGUGCAAUUUCAAGGGGUGCGGGGACCUUGCCCGGCAAAUCUUAGCUCAGAGUGAGCCUGUUACCGCUGCCCAGGUGUUGAGCCUUUUUGAUGCCUUGCCCCAUGAGCAGUGUGACCGGGAUGCCGAAGGGCGUUCCUUUUCAGCAGGUGUUUACUCUAGGGUUAAGGUGAGUUUACGCAAGGCAUGCAACCUUUUUCCAGAGACACUGCGUGUGGUGAACCGGUUUGUCGCCGCUUUGCUACCUGAAGCUGUCUACACGAGUUUUGCCAUUUUCGACCAAGUGCAGACCCGGGAACACCGGGACCGCCACAAUGCAUUUUUACCGAAUUAUGUGAUUCCUCUGAGCUCCUUUCAAGGUGGUUCUGUCCAGGUGAAUGAGCCGAACAAACAGAUCGAGCUUGCAGUAUCCCAAGGACCGAUCCAAUUCUGUGCCCGGAGCUACGAGCAUUGCACCCUUCCUUUUCGAGGCAGGCGCGUUGUGUUGGUGCUCUUUACCUUGCAACAAGCUGGGCGCAUCUCCGGCGCAGACAUGAAGGUCCUGGAGAGCUUGGGUUUCCCUAUGCCGUCGACGGCCCUGUUGGCCUCGACCGACGUGUGCGCAUCUAUGCCGAUCUCGGUGGCACCUCACAUGCGUCCAAUCCUGCCGCCUGCGUGUGCUGCCAGCUCCUGUGCCGCUGUUUCUUCGCCACCGGCGUCCCCAAUUUCAGCUGAGGUGCCCCGACAGAGCCCGUCAAAGCCCGUCAAGCCCAAAAGCUCCACUCUUUCCGCGACGUCAACUGAGGGCUGCAACCCCCUGCUGCCGCAGGGCCCCUCCUUGGCGCCGCGUCCGCCUCUCAUGAUAGACUGUCUUGCCAAAGCCGGGACCGUGGCGGCUGCUGCUCUGCAAGCCGGUUGGGAUGCUAUACCGCUCGGCCGCCGGCGAUCGGGCUUAGAAGGCUCCCCCUUGGUGCCAGCGGACUUGGCUGCUCCAGAAGACCUGCAGAGCUUGCUUGACUACGACCACUCUGCCGUGGUAGAUUGGUGGCACUUUAACCUGUUCUUCAAAUCAUGCAGCCCCGCCCCGGCUUCUCGUGGCCGCCCCGCGCUUCGGUCGGCUGAUCAUCUGCUCGGCUGCCCUUCUUCCGGGGACUCAGCCUCCGCCCUCCUGCAGCGUGAUAACGGCCUGUGCCAGGCUGUCGUCCAGCUACUCUUUCGGGCCUACGAGACUCAAGCUCUGGUUACUUUGCUCGGACCGGCCCGUGGCUGGUGCUGGAGCCUCAUUGCCCAUUUCGUCAAACAGCGCAACCAUAAAGCUUUUCGCGAAUGGUACUUUGCCUUGGCUGACCAGGAGUUGGACACCUGCAUGUUUGGGGCGCCCUUCCUGACCUCCCUCAGACUCCGUGCGGCGACUGCCUCGUUUGGCGGCUUCGACCGGGGCUGUGACAAAAGCCACCAACAUCGCCCGUGGCUGCCGUGCGCCGGGGCAUCCGCUUUUGACGACGCUUCUCUGCCGCCUGACUUGUGCCGUGCCCUCUGCCAUUCCGCUUCACAAGCCUGCUCUGGCCUAAAGCUUCAUAAGCCCGAUGCCGUUCGCAGCCGCCGCCUCCGAGCUCAGGUGCGUGCCUCUGCUGCCAAUCAGCCUGCCUAUAUGCCUCCCCUAAUCCCUGAGUUUCGGGUUAGGCUCCCCUUAUCCCAGGUGCCGCCAGGGGCUGAUUACAAAGUUAUCUCCCGGGCCCCGAGCUCUAAAGCGGGGGAUAAUGCUGAGCCGAGCCCCAGUAAAAAGCCCAGGUUGAAAGGUGAUGGGGAGGUUGGGGACCUUGCAGGGGUUUACUUCUCCAUGGAAGAACACUUGCACUGUGCCUCUCAGCUUUCAAGCCCUGCCGAUACCAGUACCCGUCUUCCUGAUGCCGUGCGGCGUAACAUCUUCGCCAUCCUCACGGAGGGCCCCGUAGCCGUGUCCAGGAAGAGGAUGCUAGCGCUGAAAUCCUUGAACGAGCGCAUGGCGGCUUUGGCCUCCACUGAGAAAGAACUUCGUGCUAAGAUGCACCCGGUUGUGGAGGAAGUCACGCGAGGGAAAGCCAUUGCAUUGUUCCGGGAUCUUCUUGAGGAGACGGGCUUUCCCGACAUGUCCGUAGUGGAUCUGCUCACUGAGGGAGUGCCGCUAGUUGGACAGGAGACCGAAUCCCCCCUCUUCUCUAAACGCCCUAAGCCUAAAGACCUUGAGCCCGACCAGUUGAAAGCCCAGGCCGUCCUGCGCCGCCGUGCUUUGCAAAGGAUGAAGGGCCUCACCUCGGAGCAGGAUUACAAAGCGUUGAAAGAAGAGACGGCCGAGGAAGUGGCUGCGGGCUUCCUCUCGGGACCAUACCACUCGGAGCAAGAGGUCAGCGACCUCCUGAAGACAGAGGGAUGGUCGCUCUCGCCACGCUUCCUUCUGAGGCAAGGGGAGGACUCCAAAAUCCGCAUCAUCGACGACUUCAAGAUGUCGGCGGUGAACAGGGCCUUCGGCUCCUCGUCAUUCCUCGAACUCCAAGAUACAGACUAUGCUGUAG
Messenger RNA from Symbiodinium sp. CCMP2456, 5170 nucleotides. NCBI's taxonomy places the organism in Eukaryota, Dinophyceae, Suessiales, Symbiodiniaceae. The record is from the annotation of a GenBank genome assembly.